This is a messenger RNA of Cantharellus anzutake, 768 nucleotides long. RefSeq lists its product as uncharacterized. Bases 178 to 711 code for a protein of 177 amino acids. NCBI's taxonomy places the organism in Eukaryota, Fungi, Basidiomycota, Agaricomycetes, Cantharellales, Hydnaceae. The transcript has a single exon. The record is from RefSeq and is a predicted model, not a curated record.
GCCGCACGCAGUCUGCACCGCAUCGUGACUAUACUGUGUCAUCUCUGGACCUUUCUGCCCAGUAUCUCGCAAACUAUCUUUUUUUUGGAUAUAUUGCAACUCGGUCAUCGGCCUGUCAUUCCUUCACACGUUCUCAAAUGAGACUGUAAUGUCGAGUGUAUCAAAGGAUAUGCUGCUAUGGACAAAUUCAAUCCAAAAGUGCCGCUGAUCAUGAACGGUUUUCUAAACGAAAUGACUUCGCUUGCUUGCCCGUUUCGGAAUAUGCCGCCUUCGUCUUAUCCAGCCGCAAGGAGCCGAAUUUUCAGGUUUUUAUUGUUCUUCCCUGAUGGUGUUAGUCUCCCCUUCAUUUGUCACGGCCAUUACUGCGCCUAUGCUGCUCAUCUGAGUGAAAUCCCUGUAGAGCGCUCGCAGUACUGUCCUCGCUUGAGAAAGUAUGAUUUGGAUACGGGUAACAUUCGGACUGCAUACGCCUUUAUAUUAUGUGAUGCGUGGAUGGCGGUUCUGCCCAUUCUGCAUGCAGCCCUCUCAUUCAAUGACGCGUUCGCCCAGCUAGCCAUCCGUUGCCAUCCUCAAUUCCAACUCAAUUCCCACUUCUGCAUCGUUGGUGCUGAAGUGGUGCACGACUGGAUCAUCCCGUCCAGUGGGAACGCAGCAACCCCUGCACUUUUUGGGUUAAGAGUAUCGGCAUUACCACUAGCUGCAAUUUGGUAAGAAUCGUCCCCUCGACAAUGAGCCUGCGUGAAUUAGGAAUAUGUCGCGAGUUAGCCU